AUGUACGGCGGCUCGACAUCGUCAGGCGGACGGUGGUCGCUAGGGGCGAAGACGUACCGCGCGCCAACGGAGCAGGAGCGGUUGCGCGAAGCGCAGGACAGGUUGGCGAGGGAGAACGAGCGACGGAAGCUACACGAGAUCAAGCAUCAGGAGAAGCACAUUCGGCAGCAACGUGAGCUGGCGAGGGAGACCGCUCGCGUGAACGAGCGCGCAGUGGGCAUGGAGCUGGGCGCUCGAGGCGCUCCUUUGCUCGGAACUGGGAUGGGCGUAGGACUCGCCGGCCGCUCUCCUCGCAUGCGAGCAUCGUCUUUCAGCGGCGUACCCUCCCUUGGAGCGCCGAUCGGCGGUCUUGGCGGCGCAACGGCAGCGAGGGAGCGCGAAAGGCUUGCGAUGGAGCGGCGAGCGCUGGAGGACACGAGGCGCAGGGAGGCAGAGUUGGCGAGGGUGCGCGCGCAGAGGCAGGCGUUGGAGGUCGAGGCGGCUCGAAGGCAACGCACGGCGAGCGCGAUGCGGAACGAGCGAGCUGCGCUAGCCGUCGCCAACGAGCGCAUCCUCGCUUCGCCGCGCAUGUCCCCGCGUCUUUCGCCUCGUCUCGGGCCUAUCGGCGGCGGCUUACUCCCAGGCGCUCUUCCAGGUGCAGGCGGACUUCGCCGUUCCAGCUCGUGGAGCGGUGGACUCGGUCUUUCGCCUCGCAUUGGCGGGCAGUCGCCUCGAGUCGUCCCUGUCCCUCUUCCCGUUCCCGUCGCUUCGCCUCGCAUCGGCGGCUACGGCGGAGGUUACGGUGGACUGCGCUCUCGUACUCCUUCGCCCAGCCGACUCGUUCUCUCUCCUCGCAUCGGAGCCAGGACUCCCUCGCCGCGAGUCGUUAACUACAACACCUUCAACGUCUCUCCGCGCCUUCGGGGCCUCGAGGGCGUCCCUGCAGGAUACGGCGGAGCGGGCGGACUCGGAGCGCUCGACGACUUGCAUCUCGGUGGCAGGACGCCCAUCGUCGAUCCCGUCGUUCUUGGCGACGGAGGCUACGAUGGCGGCCUGUUCGGAGGCGGAGCGUUGCCUGGCCAGAUCACUACGCACCACCACCACGACUUUGUCGUCACGGACCUCGACCACGAGCCAGGCAGAGCAAUCGUGCGAGACCUCGGCGUCGUUGAAGGCCUGUCGGGCAUGGACGCCUACCUCUCGGAAGACGACAAACUCAGUCUCGCUAUCGCCAAUCUCACGGCCAACGCGCAGUCGCUGGGAGCGAACGCUGUCUUGCAGGUCGAGACGGGCGAGGACGUCGGAGGGCAGAUCUUGGUGCGUGGGAGGGCGGCGGUCUUGUCGUGA
This is a messenger RNA of Rhodotorula toruloides NP11, 1326 nucleotides long. RefSeq lists its product as uncharacterized. The transcript has 5 exons. NCBI's taxonomy places the organism in Eukaryota, Fungi, Basidiomycota, Microbotryomycetes, Sporidiobolales, Sporidiobolaceae. The coding region runs from base 1 to 1326 and encodes 441 amino acids. The record is from RefSeq and is a predicted model, not a curated record.